Sitophilus oryzae (rice weevil) is the source of this 2063-nucleotide messenger RNA. Its product is annotated as protein jim lovell-like. Gene Ontology annotation, cellular component: nucleus. The record is from RefSeq and is a predicted model, not a curated record. Gene Ontology annotation, biological process: regulation of transcription by RNA polymerase II. NCBI's taxonomy places the organism in Eukaryota, Metazoa, Arthropoda, Insecta, Coleoptera, Curculionidae. Gene Ontology annotation, molecular function: protein binding; DNA binding.
UACGAGUAUGGUUGUGGUGGAUGUUGAUCCAAAAAAUGCUGUAGAGUACUCUUGAAAAUACAACAUCAGUGUUUAAAUUAGUUCCACGCCACAUAUUCCUCGAAACAUGGUUCAUGCGUGACGACCUUUCACCAAAAUCACCAUGACCCAGUCCCACUACUCGUUGCGAUGGAACAACCAUCAGUCUCACAUCCUAGCCGCCUUCGAAGCCCUCCUCCAAGCCGAAACCCUGGUCGAUGUGACGCUGGUCUGUGCGGAAACUUCGGUACGCGCCCACAAAGUAGUUCUGAGCGCCUGCUCGCCAUUCUUCCAGCGAGUGUUCUCCGAAAACCCCUACAAGCACCCCGUCAUCGUGCUCAAAGACUUCUGCGGCUAAGUACAGGCCAUCGUCGAUUUCAUGUACAAAGGCGAGAUCAGCGUGGUGCAGGACCAGUUGCAGAACUUGAUCAAAGCGGCGGAGAGUCUGCAGAUACGAGGCCUGGCUAAUCAGGAUCCGUUUGGUGUGGAUAAAGAGUCGAUAAGUACGGUGAAUCAUACGCUGACACUGAAUUCGCCGAAUGAUUACGACAGGCAGUUUUACACUAACGGAAAUAAGUUUCCGGAUGUGAGUGCGAGGAAUCCGGUGGAGAGAACGUCGCCGUUUUCGCCUAUAGGGAACAAUUACGAUGCGCCAGUUAAGCUACCUCAUAUGCCCAGGCUCUCGUUUCCUGAUGCGCUGAUUCCACGGUCCGAGUGUCAGUCUCCCAUCCAAAGAAGAAAACAAUUAAAGCCUAGAAGACGUUCUGGAGAAAUGUGCGGACCUCAAGAUCUAACCACCGGAACUAUUAAAAUCCGGAUCACCCUGUCCAGAGGAAACGGCCGAGAACCUUUUACGCCGGAACCGAGUCUGCGCAGUCCGGAAUUGGAUUUAAGUACCCAGGGAAAUGGUAAGGAGUUUAGAUCAUCGCCUAUAUCGUCGGCACCCCAGUCUGUGAUGAAUUUGAAGCAGGAAAUCGAGAACCAAUCACCGUUAGGUUUUCCACCGAUGCCAACGGUUUCGGCUUUAGCGAUGACAAAUCCACAUACUAAAUGUAAACUCGAUUCACAUCUAGGCCUAUUCCCUCCUGGACUAGACGGUUGCAGAAACCCACUUUUCGACAUGGGCGAUCCGAGAAGCGUCGUGGACACUCCCAUGUUUGCCAAAAAGAAACUGGGGAGACCAAAAGGGCAACAUUCGGCACCGAGAGGAGGCCCGCCCAGAUCCUGGACCAACGCGGAACUAACCGAGGCCCUGCAGCACGUCUGGAACAAGAAGAUGACGACCAGCCAAGCCUCGAGAAUAUUCGGUAUACCGUACAACUCGCUCCUGAUGUACGUUCGAGGGAAGUACGGCAAAAGUCUUAAAUUGGAACAGUUGAGGAAGGAUUGUAUAGGAGGACCCAACCCUCCUAUGGACAUGUUGAGCUCGUUGGGAGCGAAUAAUAAUAAUCUGGCGAAAAUCGACAGGGAACCGGAACAGAUGCAGCCCAACGCGAGACCGUCGAGUACGGAUCAGGAUCAACAACCACCACAACCAUCUAUGUUCUCCCCCUUCGCCCACAACUUCUACCCCGAUUUCGGCACGGGCUUCCCCAUCCCCGUCAGCAUGAUCCACCUGCUGCCCCAGAGCGAGAAGAACCGCACCGAACAACAGAACGCUGCCUACGGGCAGACAGCGCCGCACGACGACGACCAGCCGAAGCAGCAGGCCAAAGACGUGGAGCAGGACGAGCAGGAAUUGUACAGGCCGCAGCCGAUGGCCGUCGACAGCAGGGAACUGGUGCAGCAGAACGGGCAGGAUUGAAACAGGUGGCGCUAGUGGUUAGCUAGCGCGCUGCUUCUUCGUUAAGCGGGUAGAGGGAGUUACUUGCGUGUUUUGCGUUCGUUUUUUGCGUUUCGGAUGGGUUUGUGUAGGUUCGGAGAGGAGAGUUAUGCAGGUAUCUGUUUUAUUUAUUGAUUUUAUUGAUUUGAAGUAAAGAAUUUAUUGAAAAUAGUUAUUUAAACAAAGUAAUGUUAUCAUAGCGAAUUACAUUUUUUUAAUUAAA